UUGAUGACUUUGGUGUCAAAAAAGUCCAAUGCUCUAUUAACCUUAACGUAAUUACUACAUUUUCAAUGUAUUCAUGAUACUGUAACAACAACUUAAUCAAUUAUCUUGUUCCCUUUCUUCUUAAAUCUGUGUACAUAAUUUUUUAUUUAUCAAGCAUUGACAUAAAGUAUUCACGUGUUGAAUAAACUAUGUGGAAUUCAAUGUUUAACGAACUCGAUGAACCUCGCGUUAGAAGUUACGCUGAAAUAUUAGAACAGAAGCAAGACAAUGAAGGCCACCGGACCGAAACAUCGUUCGAACAGGAACAUGUAGAAUCUCAGGUGCUUAAAUUAUUCAAAUUAAGUCAUGAACCCUUUUUAAUGCGACAAAAACAUAUAAAAAUGUUAACAACGCUUAUGACUCACCUUGACAAAACUUAUGAGUCUUUGGAUUGCAGCAGACCAUGGUUGUGUUACUGGAUAUUACAUUGUCUUCAAAUCUUAGGACAUCAUUUGAAUGAUGAUGAGUAUUCCAAAAUUGCUGGCUUCUUGGCCAAAUGUCAAUCACCUGAAGGGGGAUUUGGAGGAGGCCCGGGGCAAUAUCCUCAUUUGGCCUCAACUUAUGCAGCAGUAAAUGCAUUAUGUAUCAUUGGUACUCAUCAAGCGUAUCAAGUAAUCGAUAGGACAGCUCUCAAAAGCUUCUUGACAUCCUUACACAACGAGGAUGGUUCUUUUAAUUUGCAUGCUGAUGGAGAAUCAGACUUAAGGGGUAUAUACUGUGCACUUGCUGUAGCAAAAUUGACAAAUGUAUAUACUCCUGAAAUGUUCAAAGAAACAGAGGAUUGGAUAGCAAACUGUCAGACAUGGGAAGGUGGUUUUGGAGGUUGUCCUGGUAUGGAAGCACAUGGUGGAUAUACAUAUUGUGGAUUAGCAGCACUUGUGCUUCUCGGAAAAACUGACUUCUGCCACUUAAAAUCGUUAUUGGCAUGGAUAGUAAACAAACAAAUGCAUCUGGAAGGUGGAUUUCAAGGACGAUCAAAUAAAAUAGUAGAUGGUUGUUAUUCAUUUUGGCAAGGUGGAACUUUUCCAUUAAUUCAUGCAAUUCUAACAAAACAGGGGAAAGUGUUCAAUUCUAAUUACUGGUUGUUCAAUCAGGAGGCUUUACAAGAAUAUCUAUUAAUUUGCUGUCAACAUCCUCAUGGUGGUCUUCGGGAUAAGCCUGAAAGAAAUCCAGACAUGUAUCAUACGUGUUAUGCUCUUAGCGGAUUGUCAAUUGCACAAAAUUCUCCAAAACCAUUGAUUAUUGGAUCUCAAAACACAAACUUAGUGAACAUAACUCAUCCUGUAUAUAAUCUAGUACUUUCUUGUGCAGUUAAUGCAUUGAAAUACUUCAAUAGAUUAGAGAUACCUGCCUGAACAUACAUUUAAUAUUUCAAAUGCAUUAAUAGAAUAACAACUAUUUCUAUUCUAUUUUGUGAGAAAGUUCAAAGAGGCAAAUUCUAUUUUGCUUCGUAUUGAAA
Dufourea novaeangliae is the source of this 1498-nucleotide messenger RNA. RefSeq names its product protein farnesyltransferase subunit beta (gene Fntb). NCBI's taxonomy places the organism in Eukaryota, Metazoa, Arthropoda, Insecta, Hymenoptera, Halictidae. The transcript has 6 exons. The record is from RefSeq and is a predicted model, not a curated record. Bases 189 to 1394 code for a protein of 401 amino acids. Gene Ontology annotation, molecular function: protein farnesyltransferase activity. Gene Ontology annotation, cellular component: protein farnesyltransferase complex. Gene Ontology annotation, biological process: protein farnesylation.